Molecule: messenger RNA, 1380 nt
Organism: Rhagoletis pomonella (apple maggot)
Lineage: Eukaryota; Metazoa; Arthropoda; Insecta; Diptera; Tephritidae
Gene: Rpt3
Product: 26S proteasome regulatory subunit 6B
Exons: 4
Coding region: 87-1316 (409 amino acids)
Biological process (GO): proteasome-mediated ubiquitin-dependent protein catabolic process
Cellular component (GO): proteasome regulatory particle, base subcomplex
Molecular function (GO): ATP hydrolysis activity; ATP binding; proteasome-activating activity
Source: RefSeq, a predicted model, not a curated record
AACGCUGCCAUUACUACUCCUAAGAUUUUACAGAGUCAUUUUCAUAAGAUUUUUUAUUGACAGCUCAUUUAUUGCCGCGUUUAAAAAUGGAGGUGUUUAUUCCAGAAAAGGAGGAUAUUCUCGAUUUCAAGUUAAAAGAUGCUCAUAGUUCCUUGGAUGAACUAGACAUAGACGAUUUGUACGUUCGAUACAAGAAACUACAAAAAACGCUUGAAUUUCUAGAAGUACAAGAAGAAUAUAUAAAAGAUGAACAGCGCAAUUUAAAAAAAGAAUAUCUUCACGCUCAAGAGGAAGUCAAGCGCAUUCAAUCAGUCCCAUUAGUGAUUGGCCAAUUCCUAGAAGCUGUUGACCAAAACACAGGGAUAGUUGGUUCAACAACUGGUUCCAACUAUUAUGUUCGUAUUUUAUCUACCAUUGACCGCGAAUUAUUAAAGCCAUCGGCGUCGGUGGCAUUGCAUAAACAUAGUAAUGCCUUAGUAGACGUGCUCCCUCCAGAAGCCGAUAGCUCAAUAUCGAUGCUGCAACCAGAUGAAAAGCCCGAUGUAAGUUACGCAGAUAUUGGAGGGAUGGAUAUGCAAAAACAAGAAAUUCGUGAAGCUGUCGAAUUGCCUUUAACACACUUCGAAUUAUACAAGCAAAUUGGUAUUGAUCCCCCGCGCGGGGUGUUGAUGUACGGACCACCCGGUUGUGGAAAAACUAUGUUAGCUAAGGCAGUAGCCCAUCAUACAACCGCUUCUUUCAUUCGCGUUGUGGGUUCUGAGUUUGUUCAAAAAUACCUCGGUGAAGGACCCCGCAUGGUACGCGAUGUUUUUCGUUUAGCAAAGGAAAACGCUCCAGCUAUAAUAUUUAUUGAUGAAAUUGAUGCAAUCGCAACGAAACGAUUUGAUGCUCAGACAGGGGCCGAUAGGGAGGUGCAGCGUAUCCUAUUGGAGCUUCUGAAUCAAAUGGACGGGUUCGAUCAAACGACGAAUGUAAAAGUCAUUAUGGCAACAAAUCGGGCCGACACAUUGGAUCCUGCACUCUUACGACCUGGUCGGCUUGACAGAAAAAUUGAGUUUCCUCUUCCAGAUAGAAGGCAAAAGAGGUUAAUAUUUUCCACAAUUACAUCAAAAAUGAAUUUAAGCGAAGAUGUGGACCUGGAAGAUUUUGUCGCGAGACCCGACAAGAUCUCUGGAGCAGAUAUUAAUGCUAUUUGUCAAGAGGCGGGUAUGCAUGCUGUCAGAGAGAACCGAUAUAUUGUUUUAGGUAAGGACUUCGAAAAAGGUUAUAAAAAUAAUAUUAAAAAAGAUGAGCAGGAACAUGAGUUUUAUAAAUAAGAAUUUCAAGGUUUAUGGUUUAUGCUUAUAAAGAUUAAAUAACUAUUGUCAUAACAACUCGAAA